AUGGUCUCGGGACAACAGAAAUUGGACUUAUCUCUCCUGAGACGACGACAUGACCCCUCGCAGACAUCCUCCGCGAGCCUUUCACCAACAGUUCCCACCCUUGAAUCACCGGUAUCAUUCCAGGCGUUGGCAGUCAGAGCCGUCUCCGACACGACGAUGACACAGCGAAACAAGCUCGAUAGGCCGCCCGCUAGGCCUUCCAUGUUUAUUGAGGAGACCGAUGAUGAUGAUUCAAUGCUUCCAAAAUUGACUCGUUGCACACCUGCAGACCCGAAGUCUGCCGAUGUGAUAGGUAAAAGCGUUGAGGAGGAACCAAUGCAUCGGACAAAGAGCCAGUACUUCGACGAACUUUUCAGCACACGCGGGCAAGAGCUGUCACUCAGGGAUCGAUUGAGUCAAACAUCAGUCAUUGUGGCUGAGCUUAAGCUUAGCAAGACGGUUACAGACGAUGAAACUCUUGUAUCGGUGAUCUCGUCUCGCUUGGCACAAAUCUAUCAGAGGCGCGAAUCAUCUAUGAUGGUUACCAUACAGCAGAAUGUAUGUAUUCGCUUUGGUACCUCGAAGGACCCAGCAUAUUUGUUGAAGGUCUACACACUCCCAUGCCUCAUAGGCUCUAUCACCAAUCUUCGCCGCACCGCCCUGAUCCAGUCAGCUCUUGGGGAUCUGCUGCAGAUUGAACCGUGUCGCGGUGUAGUUCUUUAUCUUCCAGUCCCUGAAGAGAACUUUGCGACAAAUGGUGUGACUUACAUGGGCGAAAUCGCACGCCGGACCGACGACGAUGACCCGGGUAUCCUCCGAAACAUCUCACGGGGUUUGAGUAGAAGGCUGAAAUCGAACAGCGCCCACAGCGCGCCUCGUUCUGAGGCAACAACCUCUUCAUGGGAUCCUGAAACUGAUGCUCGAAUGUCAACAUCAGCGAGAGGAAAUGAUUCGUUGCACAGCGAGGGCUCUCGAGAAGUGGACGCGUUAAGCCACGGCAACAAUAGAGGAUCCAAGAGUCUGCGACACUUCCUUUCCCGUCGCGUGCAGAAUCCUACUGGAGGAGUAGAGGACAAGCGGUAA
Messenger RNA from Aspergillus bombycis, 1062 nucleotides. RefSeq names its product MIF domain protein. The record is from RefSeq and is a predicted model, not a curated record. Gene Ontology annotation, molecular function: phenylpyruvate tautomerase activity. NCBI's taxonomy places the organism in Eukaryota, Fungi, Ascomycota, Eurotiomycetes, Eurotiales, Aspergillaceae. Bases 1 to 1062 code for a protein of 353 amino acids. The transcript has 2 exons.